This is a messenger RNA of Zingiber officinale, 2173 nucleotides long. RefSeq names its product probable polygalacturonase. The record is from RefSeq and is a predicted model, not a curated record. Gene Ontology annotation, biological process: carbohydrate metabolic process. Lineage: Eukaryota; Viridiplantae; Streptophyta; Magnoliopsida; Zingiberales; Zingiberaceae. The transcript is spliced from 6 exons. Gene Ontology annotation, molecular function: polygalacturonase activity. Bases 492 to 1871 code for a protein of 459 amino acids.
GACAAACGAAGAAGACCAACCAUGUGCAACUGCUGACUCUUCACGUCACUUCACUUCACUUCACUACACUUCCCUUCUCUCUCCACUGCUCUGUUGCCUGCACGCUUCCCUUUCCCUCAGUUUUUGCCGUUUCCGCUUCCACACCAAUUCCUGCCUGAGUUGAGGAGGCUGAACGCUCUGAGAAUGCCCAAUCAGCCUCCAAGCACUCAUUGAAGGGAUGGAUUGAUUGAUUUCAUUCCAUGGUGCUUUCUGCCCUCCAUGACUCUACUACCAACCUGGUCUGCACCAUUCGAGCUGAAGAAGACAAAAGAUAGUGGGCAAGGACGCAGUGUCAUUAUUUUUUUUUUUUUUUUCCGUUGUUCCUUCUUUCUUGCUCGCUCCCAAUUUCUGUGCCUUUAGGUUGGUGUUCAUCUUCCACGUCGUUUAGAUCGUGUUAAAGCUUCUUCUAUUUGAUCUUCUCUUGGUGUUCGUGGAGAUCAGAGCUUGGCCUUAUGAAGAGCAGUGCUGUGGUGUUAAGAAUUCUUGUGGUUCUUGCAACAGUUGGCCAGUCCUCAUGGCCAACAGUUGCAAUGGCCAGCUCGUACUGCAAGGAGAUGGCAUCGAGCACCGCGGAUCGACCUCACAGUGUCACCGUGACGGAGUUUGGUGCCGUGGGGGAUGGUGUCACACUGAACACCAAAGCAUUUCAGAAUGCUAUCUUCUACCUUCAUUCAUUUGCAGAUAAGGGCGGCGCGCAACUAUUUGUGCCUGCCGGAAAGUGGCUGACGGGGAGUUUUAGUCUCAUCAGCCAUCUGACUCUCUCGCUGCACGAGGAUGCAGUAAUAAUCGGGUCCACGGACCCCGUUGAUUGGCCGAUCAUCGAUCCAUUGCCUUCCUACGGCCGCGGUAGGGAGUUUCGCGGUGCAAGGCAUCAGAGCCUCAUUCAUGGAUCUAACUUGACUGAUGUGAUCAUUACAGGUGGCAAUGGGACUGUUAAUGGGCAAGGCAGUGUUUGGUGGGACUGGUUUAGGAACCACACUCUCGAUUACACGCGACCGCAUCUCGUAGAACUGAUGUAUUCGACCGGAGUGAUCAUCUCAAAUCUCACCUUCAUUGGUUCACCAUUUUGGGCCAUCCACCCUGUAUAUUGCAGCCAAGUUCUCAUCCAGAAUAUCACAAUCCUUGCACCAUCAGAUUCGCCGAACACAGAUGGGAUCGAUCCAGAUUCUUGCAAUAAUGUCUGCAUUGAGGACUGUUACAUCGACACCGGCACUGAUCUCAUCGUCAUCAAAAGUGGAUGGGAUGAGUAUGGCAUUGCCUUUGCUCAUCCAAGUGCCAACAUCAGCAUUCGACAUAUCGUUGGAGCAGCUCACUCUGGCGCAGGCAUUGCCAUUGGCAGUGAGAUGUCGGGCGGCAUUUCAAAUGUGCAGGCAGACGACAUCUCUUUGUUCAACUCCUUGUAUGGAAUCAGAAUAAAAACAUCACCCGGGCGCGGAGGAUAUGUCAAGUACAUUCACAUUACCAACAUUGUCAUGAACAAUGUCGAGACAGCCAUCGGUAUAACCGGACAACACGGUGACCACCCGGACGACGAAUAUGAUCCAAAUGCUCUUCCGACUAUUGACAUGAUCACCAUAGAAGACAUUGAAGGAACAGAUAUUAAGUAUGCUGGCCUCUUACAGGGUAUUCAAGGGGCUAACUUUAGCAACAUUUGCUUAUCGAAAGUGCACCUCUAUGUGAGUUCAAAGUCUCCAUGGAACUGUUCUUAUAUCGAAGGCUUUUCUAACUCAGUUUCUCCAGAACCAUGCGAAGCACUCUACAAACCUUAUCAAGCAUCACUUUGUUACACAUCAGAGCAUUUAGAUCAUAAGAAUCUGGUGCAAAUUCUUUGAGUUCAGCAAGCAAUCGUUUACAGUGUCUGAUACAAGGGAUUGUUUUUGUUUUAUGUACCAACAUGUUUGUGUUUAGCUUCCGGCGGAGCUUGGUGAUGUUGUUUCGAUCGAAAUAGUUGAAAGAGCAUGUGAAGACCUUGCCGGAGAGGAAGCCGCUACUUGUUUCAAUUGUUUGAUUAUAUACGCGUGAAUGAGUGAUGUAAACAUGGCAAAUUUUUCGCAUGUUUCUUGCCUUUGUUUGUUCAUUAUGGCUGGUUUUGUUGGAUGAUUCUAAUUACAAAACAUCCUAAUUGACUUUGUUA